GCUUCCAACAGGCCCCGCCGCCGGGAGCCAGCCCCUCUCUGACGCCCUAAGCUCCACUGCAGGGGUCUGGAGCCAGGCAACCUCCAUCGGGUCUCAGUUUUGUCAUCGGAAAGCCCGCUCCCGCUGGCUGGGGUACCAUCUGCUAAGCGUCUCCCGGCCAUGCCCAAGGGAGGAGGUUGCAGCCCGAGGGAGGGGUCUCGGAGCAUUCCCGACCCACCCGGGCAGGAGCUGCCGCUGCCGCCGCGGAGCGGAGGGACCGGGAGCCCGCGAGGCCGGGGAAGGGCGGGCCAGGAGAGGGGUCACCCGCCCGCCUGGGUGCGGUCCGCGCGGCGCGGGGCGGCGGCCACCGGCACCCCGACCCCGGACGCACCCCCCACCCUCCAGCCUGCCGCGCUCACCUGCCGCGCGCUCCCGCUCCGCCGCCGCCAGAGUGGCAGCCCCAGUGGCCGCGGGCCGGCCCGGUUCUCACCGCGGGCGGGGAAGGAGGAGCGGCCGCAGGCGCCCCCCGCUGGCCGCGUGUCCCAGGCCCCGGGCGCAGGGGCGGGAUCCGGGGCGGAGGACUGGGGGGCGCCCGGGAGACCGCGUCCCCGCUGCAGGCGCAGCCGCCCCCGCCCCAGCUACCCCAGAACCGCGGGAAACCUCCAUCGCGAGGGAGCUGGCGAGCUGGGGUCGCGGCAGGAAGGAAAGGAGUCCCAGCAGGACCUUCUCCAGGUUACGCUGAUGCUGCAGGUCCUUGGCAGACUGGGUGGCGAGGCUCUGAGGCACUGGAGUCCAAAUGAGGCUGGAGUCCCACUCUCAAGAGAUUCUGGUCCUUGGGUGAGGUCUGGGAAUAUGCAUUAUUUUUAAAACCCAGCUCCCAGGAUGUUUGUGGCCCAAAACCUCACCCCCAGGCUGGAGGAAUUCUUUGGGGAACCCCACAGCCUGCUAAUUCCUACAGAAGCACACCGCUGACUUAGCCACAUUGAUUGACAGAGCUUUCCCCAAGCUCUUAAAUAUGUGCAAGUAACCAGGAAUCACCAGAAAUCCAUGGACAGCCUCAAUCCCACAGAGUCCAAAACAACAAAAGAGAAAACAGCUAACAGAGAUUAUGCAGGCAGACAACCUAACAAAAUGAUACCACUCAUACCCUCAGAGAUUCCAAACAUAUAUUGUAACUAGGAAACAAAAUCGGAUACUGUUUUUUAACAAAGAACAUCUGGGGACAAGAAAAGGACUUGUAAAGUAAAAACAUAAUAACAGAAAUUUAAACAACAGAAAGUUUCGAAGUGGAACAAAAAGUCAGGGAUGGAAAAUAGAGAAGAAAAGAUAAAAUGAAAGGAAUCAGUCCAGGAGAUGCAACACCUGAAUAAUUACAGAGUUCCUGAGAAAACAGAAAGGAGGGGAAAAAAUAAUUCCGGAAGCUUUCCCAGUACUGAAGGAUAUGCAGUACCACAUCAGAUGCACCAUCACAUCAAGUUCCCAGUGCAGUAGAUGAAAACAGGCUUGCCUAACUUUUGUAACACAAAGAGGAAAUCCUAAAACUGUCUAGAAAGAAAGGUUACAAUUCUCACAACAACCCUGGGAGUGACGAAGCAAUGUUUUCAAAUUCCAGAGGAAAGCUGUUUUCAACCCAGGAUUCUAUACCCAGCCAAACUAUCAAUUGAGUGUCAAUGAAGAACAAAAACAUUUUUGGAUGUCUACUGCCUCUACACACUUUUCCAGAAAGCUACUGGGGGAUGAGCACCAAUGAAAGGAGACAAUUUAUCAAGAAAGAGGGAAACAAAAGACACACAGGAGAGGAGCGGCCACACGAGAUGCAUGGAGGAAAUCGUCAUUUAGGAUGAAGUCUGUGUGCUAGGCACAGCUGGCCAGAAACUCCAGGACAGGUGCCUCUGAGAAGAUGACAGUGAUAAAAUACCUUAUGCACUACGCAUUUAGAGGGACUUAGAACAUUGGCAUAGUUUAGAGUGAAUUAGUAAACAACAUGGAAAACAAAAACUCCAGGAAAAACAAAAAGAACUUGUGCAGAAAAAGAAAUAUCAUACAGCUCAGGCCAGGCACUGUGGCUCACACCUGUAAUCCCAACACUUUGGGAGGCCAAAGUAGGUGGAUCACUUGAGGCCAGGAGUUUGAGACCAGCCUGGCCAACAUAGUGAAACCCUGUCUCUACUAAAAAUACAAAAAUUAGCUGGGCAUGGUGGUACCUACCUGUCAUCUCAGCUACUCAGAAGGCUGAGGCAGGAGAAUUGCUUGAGCCUAGGAGGUGGAAGAUGCAGCGAGCUGAGAUCACACCACAGCACUCUAGCCAGGGUGACAGAGCAAGACUCCAUCUCAAAAAAAAGAAAAGAAAAGAAAUCAGACAAUGAGGCAGGGAAGAUAGGACCCAAGAUAGCUUGGGCCCACGAGGUCAAGGUUGCAGUGAGUCGUGAUUGUGCCACUGCAACACUGUAGCCUGGGCAACAGAGCAAGACCCUGCCUCAAAAAAAAAAUUUUAAAGAUAAAGAAAAAUAAAUAAACACAGCUUAGUUGAUAAGACUAGCCCUUACACAGCCCCAAUAAUGUAAACACUGAAUAUUGGGCUAAACAAAAUUUAAUUUAAAUCUAUUGGGAGGCUAGGGCACAGUAAGUAGUUCAGGGGUGGUGGGAAGUCAACACAAUUUCAAUAACUAAAAAUCAAAAAUCAAGAAGUGGCAAUAGAGGUCUAUUAUUUAGAGACAUGGAAGUAAACACAGCACCUCAGAAAACCACCAAAAGUUGGAAAUGGCUGCCUUAGAAGAGGGGAAAAGCAGAGGGAGGGACGGAGGACAAAGUGCUUGUAGUCCCAGCUGCUUGGGAGACUGAGGUGGGAGGGUGGCUUGGGCCCAGGAGUUCCAGACUGUAGUGGGCUAUCAUAGCACCUGUGAAUAGCCACUGCACUGCAGCCUCGGCCAUACAGCCAGACUCAACUCUUUAAAAAAAAAAAAAUGAAAUAAAACACUAUUUGGCUUUAAAUUAUGACAAAACCGGUGCCCUAUUCCUAUCCACCUGCUUUCACCUGUCUUGGCAGGGCCCAGCCCACCUCCCCAGUGCCUCUGCAGCCCAGCCCUGUGGGCACCGGGCUGCUCAACACCUGUCUCAACAGGUUUCCCUAUGUCGCCUGCUAACUUCACAUCUCCCCACAGAGACGUCUUAGCCACUGAUGUCUGACACGUGAAAGCACGAUUUUCUUUCUUUUUUUUUAGACGGAGUUUCGCUGUUGUUACCCAGACUGGAGUGCAAUGGCACAAUCUUGGCUCACUGCAACCUCUGCCUUUUGGGUUCAAGCAAUUGUCCUGCCUCAGCCUCCCGAGUAGCUGGGACUACAGGCGUGCACCACCAUGCCCAGCUAAUUUUUGUAUUUUUAGUAGAGACAGGGUUUCAUCUUGUUGACCAGGAUGGUCUUGAUCUCUUGACCUCAUGAUCCACCCGCCUCGGCCUCCCAAAGUGCUGGGAUUAUAGGCGUGAGCCACCGCGCCUGGCCACGAUUUUCCCACCUUGUGACUAUUUUGAAGGGUGCUGUGUAAAGCCACAUUCCCGAAGCCACUUGCUGAGUGAUUUAAGUACCAAAGUGGUUUACAGUCUAAAUUGAGCGAUAACUCUUUUGAAAAUGGACACACCAUUUAAAUAAGCCACUUGAUGCUUUUAAUAACUCUCUCCUUUCCUUUCAUUUUAAUGUUGGUGUUAAACAUUAAGGCAUAAAUUCUACCGCCACAUAAUGAGAAGCCUAAGAAAGUGAUUUCAAGGAAAACACCUCCUUAAAAAAAAAAAUCAUUGCCCCUUUCUGGCUUAGGGAGCUCAGUCCCACAGCUACAUAUCCUCUCUUUUCCAAUGUAUUUUCCAGCAGAUUUUCCCAACAAAAUCUGAGGCAGUACUCUGCCUUCUCUGUCCCCCAAAACUGGAUUCUUCUUCUCACCUUAGUUUCCUCCCUCUACUCAUCGUAAAAUUAAUUCUACCCUAAGACUAACUUAUAUUUUAGAAACAGGGUCUCACUCUGUCACCCAGGCUACAGUGCAGUGGCACCAUCAUCUCACUGCAGCCUCAAACUUCCGAGCUUAAGCAUCCUCCAGCCUGUCUUCUGAGUACAUGCAUAUGCCACCACACCUAAGACAGAUAACUUAUUUUCAGUGGGAGUUUUAAUUGCUGCUGCUGCAAUUAUUGGAGGGUCUUAAAAUUAAAAUAUUUUUAAGGGGUAGGUGGUGGAGAAUGACCAGUGUAACUGUUUCAUCAGUUUGCCAAGGGUGACAUAUUUUUAAAAAGUGGAAAUACAAUAUAGGAAAAAAUAGCAAAGCACUGUUUCAGAUGACCACGUUAUAUUUAUAACAUUUAAACCGGGAGCGGUGGCUCACGCCUGUAAUCCCAGAACUUUGGGAGGAUGAGGCGGGCGGAUCACCUGAGGUCAGGAGUUCGAGACCAGCCUGAACAAUACGGUGAAACCCCGUCUUAAAACAAAAAAAAAAAAACAUUUAAA
Messenger RNA from Callithrix jacchus (white-tufted-ear marmoset), 4465 nucleotides. RefSeq lists its product as uncharacterized. Lineage: Eukaryota; Metazoa; Chordata; Mammalia; Primates; Cebidae. The record is from RefSeq and is a predicted model, not a curated record.